Molecule: messenger RNA, 1672 nt
Organism: Electrophorus electricus (electric eel)
Lineage: Eukaryota; Metazoa; Chordata; Actinopteri; Gymnotiformes; Gymnotidae
Source: RefSeq, a predicted model, not a curated record
AUGGCUACUGGAGUGGAUGAGAUACCAGCACAGCAUCCCCUCGUCGUCUCUCUCUCAGCCUGUUUGUCUCUGUCAGGUCUCUGCUGCUCUGUGCUGGGGGCCGCAGUUUCUACUCCAUGCAGAUCUGUGUAUAGGGGAUUUGCAGAGUGCUUAGUUACUCUGGGGGACAACAUGAGCAGUCAGCCAGACAAUGCUCAGGACAUCACCGCCAUCUGCAGAUCUUGGGACGACUUCCAGAUGUGUGUGAGCGGCGUGCUGUCCCGCUGCUCAGGUGAUGCUGCAGACAUCUGGGAAUCCUUGAGGGCGGAGUCUCGCAGGAUGCAACUCUCUGGCAACCUUUAUGAAUGGUGUGCCGGCCGCACUCAGGACGCCAUCAUGACCACUCCCCACACCUCAGACAGCACCAAUCAGGAGUCUUUAAAGGGGCACGCUGCUUACAUUGACCACACCCACUCUCUGCAGCUGCUAUUAGUUUGCAUCUCUCUUCUUUUGCUCCAAUAGGAGAUCCCUGCAGACCAAACUGGUUAGUGAUGACAACAAACCCCUAAAAUAAUACAUAUAACGUAAGAUAUUCAAGACAACAACUCGGUUUCACAACAUCUGAUCCUUAAUUGUAAUCUGUGGUAUGGAAUUUGGAUAUGCAGAAGCUGCUAAUUUUGACACUCAGUGUUGUUAGUCUUAAUUUAAUUGACUUUGGUUUUUGCUGUAGACAAUAGAAUAUCAUGUCAAACAUAUUUUAAGCCCCAGGGUAGGCAGUUCCUGCCAUCACACGUUGUGAGCCACACCCCCACAGAUUUACUGCUUUACAGCUAACAGUGCAGUGCACAAGGAUAGGCGUGUUCUCCCAGUUCAGUUCUGUUGUGUGUUCAUGUUCUCUUUCACUCAGGUGCUGAGCCCACACCUGAUCAGAGCUCUGAUAGACUUUUUUAGGUUGAGUUAGUCAUGUUAUCUUUCCCCUUAGUCAGGUUACGUUAGUUUUAUUAGAUAGGAUAGCCUUUUUUAGUCUGCUCAUACAGCAUAACUCGUUUGUUAUAAAAUCUGUGUCUAAGGUUAUUUGUAAAAAUUACAGUAUUUCUCCAUUCUCAGUGUUCACUACUGUGUUUACAUUAUUUUGCUAAAUAAAGUGUGUUCAGUUGGAUUUUUCGAUUGCAGUUGCUUGUUUUUUUGACACUGACAAAAUAUUGUUGGUUCAGUCUGUCAGCUCAGACCAGAAAACUACAUCCCAAAUAUUACUUCACUUAGAAAAUGAGUUAGCAAAGAGCUAGCAAAGAGGAAAACGACAUGACUCUACUGUGUACACUAAAGCUGUCAGGCAUUCCCUCUAGCUGUUAUAACCUCCAGUGGAGCUCCAGUGCCACCCAUGUGCAGUGAGACAAGUCCAGACCGAGCUAUCCGUCAUUACCGACCAGUCCAGACCGAGCUAUCCGUCAUUACCGACCAGUCCAGACCGAGCUAUCCGUCAUUACCGACCAGUCCAGACCGAGCUAUCCGUCAUUACCGACCAGUCCAGACCGAGCUAUCCGUCAUUACCGACCAGUCCAGACCGAGCUAUCCGUCAUUACCGACCAGUCCAGACCGAGCUAUCCGUCAUUACCAACAUGUCCAGAACGAGCUAUCCGUCAUUACCGACAUGUCCAGAACGAGCUAUCCGUCAUUACCAACAUGUCCAGAA